CAUGCGGUGCGGGAGAUUGUAGUUGGCCGAAAGACUAGCUGCUCCACGGUGAAUAUUUUGUGCUUGGGCAGUGGAGGAGUGGUCGUUCUUGACUUCUAGACGUUCGGACCUCUCCGGAGUUGGUAGACCAUCAAGCAACGCUGCAAGAAAGUUUAUGUUCUCGUUGAACUCCAUACAUUUCACCCGCGCGGAUUUUUUUUACAUUCCAGAGGCAUGUUUUCUUGUAAUGUCCGCGGAUUCCUGGUAACGACAUAGCAUGCGCACGUGCGCACUCGUUAGGUUCUCGAGCGAGUUUCUGUUCUGAGGCUACCACAAUCGAACAAGGUCGUGGUGGUGGCUCUUUCUCCCUCAGAGAAACUCGUUUCAAAGGUCGCUGGGCCGUUUGACCGGUCGGUGUGCCGCGGCCACGGUCGCGCUUGCCACUGGGAGCAAGAGAUAGCUGAAUGAAGGGGUGUGGUCGCCUCAGCCAUCCCUCGCCUCUACAGCCUCUACAGAACACGAUGCUGAUGAUAGUUCAAUAUUGGCCAUAUUGAACGCGACUACAAUACGGGAAAUAAGAGUAUGCGCGGCACCUUUGAUCCGCCCACGCAAGUCACAAUAAGAUGUAAUAAUGAACUCCACAAAUACACCUUAAUAUGACAAUAUUUUACAGACACUAAGAUACUAUUGCAUGUGAAUUUUACAGAAGCAAGCAAAACUGCAUUUGUAUACGAGAACAUAUAAUCCUCAGAAAGUUCAUGGAAUUAUUAGGUUAGGGUUAGCUACCUGAUAUCUCUUCUUUGUCUGCUCUAUCAGGCGGCUAUUGAUAUUAUCUGAGAUGAGCCUUAUACAGUAGGGCAGCGGAUAAUACUUGUUCCUCCUUAAAGCACUGCUCUAGGAGACAGGUCCCUACGGGUAGUAUAGUGUCACAGAUAUAUUGGUCUUGAUUUAUCUUUCAGUUCAGCUUGUUUCAGCUUCUUAGCUAUUCAGCUAAUCACUCAAAUCAGUGUUCCUUAUUGCAUCAUUUGCUUGUAUAUAUUUCCAAGUCAAUGUUCACGCAGGGAGGUGUGAUGGUGUUGUAGUCAAUGGCCAGUCUGUCAAUUGACAGCUCUCUGGGAAAGGGAUUAAGGAUAAGUACUUAUGGCAGUGUUCCUCUGAUGAUAGCUGCCAGGAUGGGACACAUCAAGACUGUCCAGAGACUGUUGGAGUUAGGAGCCGAUGUAAACUGCAAAGAAAAGCUUGGACCGACAGCACUGCAUUUUGCAGCAGAGGAUGGUCACUCUGAGGUUGUCAAACUACUGCUGAGAGCUGGAGCUACUGACACACCUGAUCAGGAUGGCAAAAGAGCUGUGGACAAGGCCAGAGCUAUAUAACAGUCGCAGAGAAGUGGAGCAGUUGCAUAACUGAUCCCACGAACCUCCAUUAGGACAAAGAAUUAGAUCCUAAGCUGUUUGAUUAAUUGAACGAUUGCCACAAUAAUUAAAGUGCAA
Molecule: messenger RNA, 1469 nt
Organism: Geodia barretti
Lineage: Eukaryota; Metazoa; Porifera; Demospongiae; Tetractinellida; Geodiidae
Source: the annotation of a GenBank genome assembly